Messenger RNA from Brettanomyces bruxellensis, 1899 nucleotides. RefSeq lists its product as uncharacterized. Gene Ontology annotation, cellular component: membrane; Golgi apparatus. The coding region runs from base 1 to 1899 and encodes 632 amino acids. Lineage: Eukaryota; Fungi; Ascomycota; Pichiomycetes; Pichiales; Pichiaceae. Gene Ontology annotation, biological process: cell wall mannoprotein biosynthetic process; protein N-linked glycosylation; protein O-linked glycosylation. The transcript has a single exon. Gene Ontology annotation, molecular function: alpha-1,2-mannosyltransferase activity. The record is from RefSeq and is a predicted model, not a curated record.
AUGCUUGUUCGUGCUUUGAGGCUCCGGACUUGCGUUUUGCUCGCAUUGAGCAUAGCACUUGUUGUUUUCAUUGUCUCAUUCAGAGACCAGGUUUCGUCAUCAUGGGACGAUUUAGGUCUUGAAACCAUUUACUAUAAAAACGGAGAGAAGACCGUGGCCUCGGUGACACUUGAAAAUGCGGUGCCUACAGAUGUGGCAGAUAAGGAAGAUACAGAUGAGAAGCAGGAAGAGCAAAAAGAGCAAAAAGAGCAAAAAGAGCAAAAAGAACAGAAUAAGGAGACUGGGGAAGAAGAAAGCACGGAUCAAGCUUCUGACAGCGAGAGAGAUGAUGCUCAGCUUGAGAACUGGGAUCCACUUGCAGACAAAAAACCCGAGGAGCUCACGGAUGCCGAACUUACGAUUGAGUUGAAGCGAGUCAAAGGUCAGGCUUCAGAUCCAUACUGGAGUCACAGGCACGAGCAUGAAAACAAUCCAUUGUACGGAACGCCGUUGGACAAUGACAAAAAGACGAAUCCACACAAGGCACCUCUUCCAAAAGGAUAUGUGGGCAAGAUGACGAACGAAUAUAAGCCUUAUGAACAGUUCCGGGUAGUGAAAGAAGACUAUGGCAAUCCUGACAAGGUGCCUAGAGCGACGUUUUUCACGCUUGUGAGAAACUCCGAGAUGUAUGGGCUUAUUGCGUCGAUCGAGCGUCUAGAGCAGCGUUUUAACAAGCGGAUGAACUACGACUGGGUUUUCAUGAACGACGUUCCUUUCACCAAAGAGUUUAUUGACAGAACUUCGGCAAUGGUGUCUGGAACUGCCCGUUAUGGAAUAAUCCCGCACGAGCACUGGUCAUACCCUGAUUGGAUCGACCAAAAUCGUGCACGUGCAGUCCGUGAGUCACGUAAAUUUGCCAACGUUGUUUAUGGUGGAAGUGAGAGCUACCGCCACAUGUGUAGAUUCAACUCGAAGUUUUUCUACAAGCACCCAAUCAUGGAAGAUUACGACCUCUAUUGGCGUGUGGAGCCGGAUGUUGAGUUCAUGUGCGAUAUUCAAGAGGAUCCUUUCAAGUAUUUGGCCACCACUGGAACCAUGUACGGUUUCACCAUAGCCUUCCAGGAGUUUGCUGUUACAAUUGAGACUCUCUGGGGCACUGCAAUGGAGUAUUUCCGCAGGGAGUCUGUGAAGAGCCAGCUUCCAGCCUUGCAGACCCCAGAAGACAGUCUUCUGGGUUUUGUCAGCGAUGACCAGGGCGGUAAUUACAACAUGUGCCACUUCUGGACCAAUUUCGAGAUCGCGAACCUCACUUUGUGGCGGUCUCCUCUCUACGAAGGCUUUGCGGACUACCUGGAUCAUGCUGGUGGCUUCUUCUACGAACGUUGGGGAGAUGCGCCUGUUCAUUCCAUAGCGGUGUCCAUGAUGCUAAAGCCUUCCCAAGUUCAUGUCUUUCAGGAUAUCUCCUACAAGCAUACAGUUGCCGGAACGUGUCCAUUGGAUGAUGAUCGCUUGAAAAGUGCACAUUGCAUAUGCGAUCCUUUGGGAGACUGGACGAUUUCUGGUCAGGAGUGCAACAAGAAGUUCUUGGAGGUCUCAAAGCAGCCUACCUUGAAAGAUUUCAAGAAGUACGACCAGCUCUUGAGUGAGAGAAGAGAAAAUGAUGAAUUGUUGGAGACCAGAAAGCAGCAGUUGAGGAGGGAAGCUUCCAAGAGGAAGUAUCGGCAACGAACCAAGCAGAGAGAGAUCAAAAAUCGGAUAGCUCAGGAGAGGAAACGGCGUCUUCUUUCUAGCAAGUUGGAGGAAAAGAAAACUAAGAGAGAUUUAGCUGCACCUACCACCAGCUCGUUUAUUGCACCAACCAGCGCUGGAUCCCCUGUUCGUUUGAAUGCACGGGGUGAGAGGCUUGCUUACUUGGUCUAA